ACUGGGGAGCAGGCUGGGCGGGCCGCGGUGAGGGGAAGAGCUGGGAGAAGCCGUCGUGGACGCGAGAGGGGGGCCAGAGGCGCUGGACGUGAGGAGAGGUGGCCAUGGUGGAGGUGCAGCUGGAUGCUGACCACGACUACCCACCAGGGCUGCUCAUCGCCUUCAGUGCCUGCACCACAGUGCUGGUGGCCGUGCACUUGUUCGCACUCAUGAUCAGCACCUGCAUCCUGCCCAACAUUGAGGCCGUGAGCAACGUGCACAACCUCAAUUCCGUCAAGGAGUCACCCCACGAGCGCAUGCAUCGCCACAUCGAGCUAGCCUGGGCCUUCUCCACUGUCAUUGGCACGCUGCUGUUCCUGGCUGAGGUGGUGCUGCUCUGCUGGGUCAAGUUCUUGCCCCUUAAGAAACAGCCAGGCCAGCCGCGCCCCACCAGUAAACCUUCACCCAGCGGUGUGGCCACCAAUGUCAGCAGUGGCAUCACACCAGGUCAGGCAGCGGCCAUCGCCUCUACCACCAUCAUGGUCCCCUUCGGCCUGGUCUUUAUCGUCUUUGCUGUCCAUUUCUACCGCUCCCUGGUCAGCCAUAAGACGGACCGACAGUUCCAGGAGCUCAACGAGCUGGCUGAGUUUGCUCGCUUACAGGACCAGCUGGACCACAGAGGGGACCACCCCCUGACACCUGGCAGCCACUAUGCCUAAGCCCUCCUGCUGGGCCCUUCAGAGCUUUGGCCUUAUGCCCUUCCCCAUGACCUUGUCCUGCCCCAGCUUUGAGGACAGCCUGCAGGAGGCCGGGCUUGGUCAGGGCACAGAGUAGAGGGAAGGGGCUUUUUAAACAAGAAAUUACUGCACUUUGAGACUUUCCUCUAAGAGAGUAAGCACUUCCUGUUCUUCCAGCUCCGGGGCCACCUCCUGGUAGGAGGCAGUGGGGGCCAGAGUGGGGACAGAUGUUCUCUUUGUCCCUAUUCCAUCACUGUGCCAGUGCUACCCAGAUGCUUCCUGUCCUCUCCGUCUCAUCCUCCCUCCCCGUUGAGUGUUGAGUGUGUGCAUGUGUGUUAGCACAUAAAUAUACUCAUAAGGGACACCUCU
Molecule: messenger RNA, 1085 nt
Organism: Ictidomys tridecemlineatus (thirteen-lined ground squirrel)
Lineage: Eukaryota; Metazoa; Chordata; Mammalia; Rodentia; Sciuridae
Source: RefSeq, a predicted model, not a curated record